UAUCACUUUGUAGCAAAACUAAUAUGUUUAUGGGAUAUUCUUCCUGUCUCACAGAGAAGCUAACACAACAUGGUUUCAAGGAAGGAUGGGUCUGUGUUGACGUGAGAUACAGGUCAAGCUAACCAAUCCAGUACGGAGCAGUGGCAAGGGCCUCUCCCUUUCCUUCUUUUGGGUGAGGUGAGAGACUCGAGGAGGACUUGUGUGAGAUGCGCUCUACCCUGGCCCUGUGUGGUGGUGGUGGUGGUGGAGGAGAAGGAGGAGGAGAGCGAGGUCUCAGGGCCCGGGUGGGCCGGAUGAAGAGGCUGCUGUGCCUGAGGCCUGUCCAUCGCGUGGACGUGCAGACGGACAUGGAGCCUGGCGUGUGGCUGAGGAGCUUCCAGCUGCUGGACCCCGAGGGACACUCCGAGGACCCAGUGCAGGAGUGGGGCGAGGAGGUCGAGGAGGGCGCCGUGUUCGGCAUUACCCUGCGGCGGGAGCCCACCUCGCCGGACACCCCGACAGACUCCGCCUCUCCCGGCGACGUGCACCCCUCCGUCUUCAGCUUCGUCCAGUACCACACUGUGAAGGUGCGCCGGCUCAAGGCUGCCACCCUGGAGCGUCUGGUCUGCCACCUGCUGGACGCCGAGCACCAGGAGGGCGACUACGCCCGCGUCUUCCUGUCCACCUACCGGACCUUCACCUGCCCCAACACCCUCAUCGAGCUGCUCUUCCAGAGAGAUGACGUGAUGGCCAACCUGGACAACAACGUCUGCUCCAGGAGCACGCUGCUGCCAGUGAUCCGGCUGUGGCUGGAGGAGUUUGGGGAGGACUUCCGCGAGCCGCCCCAGUACCACGCCCUGCGGCUGGUCAUCGUCCACCUGCGCCACCGCCUCUGCUUCCGACGCCUGGCCUUGUCGGCAGAGGCCCUGCUCAAGAGGCUCCAGGCUGAGGAUCACAGCACCUGCCAGGCGACGUUGAAGGAGACCGGUGACUGUCAACAGCCGAAGGAGGAGGAGGGACUAGGAGAGACGGACACCAAGGAGGAGGAGCCACAGGACUGGAUGGACUUCCCAGAGAAGGAGGUGGCCGAGCAGCUGACGAGAUUCGACGCCGAGUUGUUUGCGAGGGUGUCGCCGUUCCAGUGCCUGGGCUGCGUCUGGUCCCAGCGGGACAAGAAGGAGAACCGCCGCGUGGCGCCCACCGUCCGCGCCACCAUCGCCCAGUUCAACGCCGUCACCAACCGCGUCAUCACCUCGCUGCUCUGCCCCUCCCCCCCCGCGCCCUCCGCCGCCCCCUCGUCGUCGUCCUCCUCCUCCGCCCACUUCCCGCCCUCCUCCCCCUCCCCGGGCUCGCCCCGCCGCCCCCACACUAGCCCCGCCCACAGGGCCCGGGUCAUCGAGAGAUGGAUCGGCGUGGCGCAGGAGUGCCGACAGCUGAAGAACUUCUCGUCCCUGAAGGCCAUCCUGUCAGCGCUGCAGUCCAACGCCGUGUACCGCCUCAAGAAGACCUGGGCAGCCGUCGGCAGGGAGUCCAUGGCCACGUUCGAGCUGCUGUGCGAGACCUUCCCUGAUGAGAACUACGUGCUGACCAACAGGGAGAUCCUGCUGGAGGACGGGAGCCAGGCCACAGAGGAGACAACCUCCAAAACGCCCAAAAUCUGCCCGCUGUCCAAGCAAGUGACGUGCAGCAGUGGCAUCGUUCCCUACCUGGGGACCUACCUGACCGUGCUCACCAUGCUGGACACGGCCCUCACAGACACCGUGGAGGGAGGCCUCAUCCACUUUGAGAAGCGCAGAAGGGAGUUUGAGAUCCUGUCCCAGAUCCGCCAGCUGCAGGCCUCCUGCUCCCAGUACAGCCUGCCCCAGCGUGAACACAUCUCCUCCUGGCUACAGGCUCACACCCUGCUCUCCGACCAGGAGAGUUAUGAGCUGUCUCGGUACCUGGAGCCCCCGGUGGACCCCUGCCCCAGCUCCCCCUGCUCCUGGAGCCACCGCCUGCUCACCAAGAAGCUCACCUCGUUGCUGUCCGUCAACGACAGCUCCAGCAGGAGGACGCACGCCGACCAGAUGAGCGUGUCGUCCUCGGGCUCCAGCGGCUCCGAGAUGGAAGACCUGUCCUCCGCCCCCCAGCCCUCCCCUCUCAGGCUCAAACUCCAGUCCCUGUCAGGCUCCCUGCAUGACGUGGCUGAGGACUUCUCCUCGUCGUCCUCCUCGUCCUCUUCCUCCUCGUCCACGUCCUCCUCCCCAACUCCCUCCACCUCCUCCUGCAGCUCCUUGCAGGCCGACCUCAGCUCCUCCACCUUCUCCUCCUCCACGGCGCUGAGUCCAGAGCCCUCCACCUCCUCCUCCUCCUCCCCCCAACCCUCGCUGCCUGUCUACAACAGGCAGGUGGCCGACUCCUGCAUCGUCCGGGUCAGUGUGGAGUUCAGUAACGACUGCAACGUCUACAAGAGCAUCCUGCUGACCAGCCAGGACCACACUCCCCAGGUGAUCCAGCGGGCCCUGGAGAAGCACAACCUGCAGGGCGUCAGUUGCCACGACUUCAGCCUCAGCCAACUGCUGUCCCCCGACAAAGAACUCCAGAUUCCCGACAAGGCCAACGUGUUCUACGCCAUGUGCACCCAGGCCAACUACGAUUUUGUCCUGCGCCAGCGCUGGAGGAGCCACAGCCGUCACCCCUUCACCUCCUCCCCCUCCUCCAGCCCCGGGGCUCUGGCCAGGGUGCGCCACGGCAAGUAGCUCAACGUCGCCUCCUGUGGCCCCCGGAGGGAGAGCGACCACAUCUCGAUUCACAGCUUGCGGCCAACCCCGGCCCCCGCGAGAGGUCACCGAACCUGUCCGAGAGCGUAGCUGUUUAGAAUGUUCCAGCGUGUGUAUCCGCUUUUGUGAUUUUUAUGAUGACGCGUGACACACUCUGUAAGAUGUACGCUAGCUGCUUUGGGAUCAGUCGAUAUCGUUAACCUGAGGACAGGUGCCAUGGAGGUUUUUGGCACGCGAAAUGAUUUGCUGGACCGAAAGGGUGGCGCCGAAAUCGAUGUCCCCAUAUGGAUACGGGAAGCAUCCGGAAUGAAGGAGCUCAGAUGGACAGCUAGCAUGCGUGCUCCCACAGUACGGUGACUGGAAAACGGAAUCAAUUUUAAGAGAGACAGGAAAUGAGAAGGUGAUUGUGUGUGGAUGUUUUAAAGUAUUAGCAGGCUGAGGUGAGAUUCACCAGGAUAAGAAAAAAACGUACCAGGAAGGGAAAAAUGAACCACAGAUUCCAGAGGAACCCAUGACUUUUUCGUAGCACACUAACACCAGCUAAUGUUAGCAAAAAUAAGCUAAGGCUCUCAUGAGGACAACCACACGAGCAACACCGUCAAUCCUAUCACAAUCUUUGGAGGAUAACGCCAUCCCUUCUUUACACCUACGCCAAUGUCGGCUCUGACCGAGCUCUCGGCACUUGACGGUGAGGAUUUGGUGAAAAGAACUGAAGGGAACACUGAAUUGUAUUUACCACACACACACACACACCACUUAACAGACCCAUCCCAGCCACUUCGCUAUCCACAAGGUCAUGCGGGUCAUCGGCCAAGAUGGGAUCAGUGCACCUUAGUGGACACUUGUCCCUCCUGCGUGGUCUCCACAGUCUGGGGGGGGUGGGGGGGAUGGGGGGGGGUGGUGACCAGGGUGACAUGUAAAGACAGGAGUGGACGUUUGGGAUUCCCCCCGCAGGAGAAGCAGCAUUCCCUGGAUACUCAACAUGCCCCCUGCCACUGCCGGAAAGGCUAGCUCAACCGCUAGAACAAACCCCUAGGAAGGAUAACCAUAGCUCUAAUGAUAUCUGUCAUGUAUUUCAUGUGUGUAUUAGAUUGGACUAGCCAGGUUUGCUAAAGAAAUAGCUUUGCUAGCUAGCACGUUUAAGUGUUUCAGGUUUGAGGAGACGUUGAAUUGAUUUUUUUGGUGUUGUUUUACGCUGCGCUUAUGUAAAGCACGUUAACUUACUGGUAGGGCUUUGCCUCGGGUCUGCCUUUCUAGCUGUGUAUGUCGUCGUAUUUAUGGUUGUCAGUUGUGUAAAUGUGAAUGUAUCCAUUGUCAUACCGUGUCCGGGGCCCGUUUUCAAUGUUAUCCAAUGAAGGAGUUGCCAUGCCUGCGUCAUAUUUGUUAAGACGUUGCCAUGUGACACACUGCAGAUGCACAUAGAGAAUGUAAUAUGGAAAAACACUCCUUUGACCUGCUGCUGUACUCUAUAGAAUCUAUACAGUUCACGGGCCUGUCAAAGGGUGGCUUUUGUUCAUCAUGGAAUAGAGAGACAAGUUGAACCGCUUUAGGGGUCACUUCAUCCGCGUGUCAGUACAGAGCAGACCACGCUUUUAACAUGAGGUUGAUACAUUAGUAAAUGGACCUGAUCCCAGAUCUGCUCUCCUACCCUGAGACUCUUCAAACACAGGCACCCAGACCCUGAACACUGAACCUGGGUCAGUUUGGAUGCUCUACCCCACCCCCUCCAUCAUUCUCAACAUGUCUGGGGAAGAGUGAACUGAUUAUAACUGGGUAUAACAGUGCUCAUAAGGAGUUUUAGGCCGCAGCUUUUGUCUACCCGUUAGUGAAGGUGUUCCCGAACGGACUUGUCUUGUGAUGGACCAGAGAAUGUGAAUGUGGACCAGAGAAUGUGAACGUGGACGGUCACAGGAGGUUGUGGUUGCAUUGAGGUUGAUGUGAUGGUAUAGAGGUAUGUGAUGGGUGAUACCUAAGGGCAUUUUGCAGUGUUAAGAUGUAUUUAUUGUUUGCUUGUUUGUUUGUUUGUUUGUUUGUUUUUCGGGGGGGGUGAGCGGAUAAGGGAAGAGAGGGGGGUAUUUGUGCGUAGCCUAAACUCCUUUGUCUGCACUCUAGCCACUAAGCCUCUGGACACAUGGGUAAUAAACUGCUCCUGUGCAUCUUUAUGUUUAUGAAUGAGAGCUGUGUGUGUGUGUGUGUGCGCGCAUGCAAGCAUGUAUUUAUGCUAGUGCGGUCCAGAUGUGUUCAUAAGUUAAUUAAAGCACUUGCCUUUCAAUGUCACCCUUUUGUUUUUAAACUAUGAAAUAUUAAUAAAGUAAUUAAUAUACUCUAA
Hypomesus transpacificus is the source of this 5067-nucleotide messenger RNA. It is a transcript of the gene rgl3a, whose product is annotated as ral guanine nucleotide dissociation stimulator-like 3a. Gene Ontology annotation, molecular function: guanyl-nucleotide exchange factor activity. Gene Ontology annotation, cellular component: plasma membrane. Gene Ontology annotation, biological process: Ras protein signal transduction; positive regulation of GTPase activity. The record is from RefSeq and is a predicted model, not a curated record. NCBI's taxonomy places the organism in Eukaryota, Metazoa, Chordata, Actinopteri, Osmeriformes, Osmeridae. Bases 207 to 2717 code for a protein of 836 amino acids. The transcript has 19 exons.